CAACUGCGUCGAGUCGCUUCCUUUCGUCCACUUUCUUCUAAACUGCUGGUCAGCAGAGCUCCGUGCUCAGUUGUCCCACUAUGGGCGCCAGUUCGGAGCCCUCUGUGGCUCUCUCGUUCGCAAACAAUUUCUGGGGCAAGGAGGAUGCCGGUGUUGGGCCGAUGAUACAGCGCAUGCACGAUGCGAAAACUACGUGUGAAGAGCUCAAAGGAUUCUACACAGCUCGAGCGGCCAUUGAGGACGAAUUCGCACGCAAACUACUCGCUCUGUCGAAGAAACCAUUGGGCUCGGUCGAAUUUGGCUCUCUCAAAUCCUCGCUGGACGUUUUGAGAUUGGAGGUUGAGUCUAUGGCGAAGGCGCACCAGAAUAUCGCUAGUCAGAUGACGACAGAACUCGAGGAACCGUUGACGGCCUUUGCGGGAGCGAUGAGGGAGCGGCGGAGGAUUGUGCAAGUCGGCUGUGAGAAGCUUCUUAAGUUGAAGAUGCAACAGACCCAACAAGUCAAUAAGACCAGGGACCGAUACGAGCAAGACUGUCUCAAGAUUAAGGGAUAUCUCGCGCAGGGGCACAUGGUUAUGGGACAGGAGGAGCGCAAGAACAAAGCUCGGCUCGAAAAAGCCCAGCAAGGUUUGACAACUUCAAACGCAGAGUAUGAGGCCGCGAUUAAAGCGCUGGAGAAGACGACUGAGCGAUGGAACCGAGAUUGGAAGCAAGCCUGUGAUAAAUUCCAAGACUUGGAGGAAGAGCGAAUCGAUUUCUUGAAGUCGAGCUGUUGGGCGUUUGCGAACAUCUCUUCGACCGUCUGCGUCAGCGACGACGCUUCCUGCGAGAAGAUUCGGCUGUCUCUAGAGGAUUGCGAGGUUGAGAAGGACGUUACUGCCUUCAUCGUUGACAAGGGCACCGGACAAGAAAUCCCUGAUGCACCCAAGUACAUCAAUUUCUGCCGUGGAGAUUAUUCCGACGACGGCGCAUCAGAUGCGCCGGAAGAGAACUACAAGUUGGCGCAAUUCCCACGCGCAGGCAAUCCGGCCUUCCGCUCGGCCUCUCCCAAUCCGUCAGACUAUUCAACUCAAUCCACAGCGAUAGCUGACCCAGAGCCUGAACUAUCCGUCUCUAGGAGGGAUCGUGGACGUCGCGACGCGGACCGGGAUCGGCGUGACAGCGGUGGUCGGAGUCGCCAAAAGGCCAUUACGGGUAGCUCACCUACUACUAGCAAAGAACUCGUCAACGGAAGUUCUUCGUCCAGGUCGUUGCGCCAGCAGCAACAAGUAGUGCCUAAGCAGGCCGUAUCCAAGCGCGCAAACUCUGUUCCUCAUAAUGAGUAUCCUCUCGAUGGUAUGACCAUGUAUUGUCGGCCCGGGGCUAUGCUUUCGGACAGUAGCUUAAGCAACAGUCCAGUUCAAACACCCUCGAGCAGCCAUGGCGGCGCUAGUGAUUACUCCACGCCCAGCGACACUACCAGCGGCAGCGAAUUGUCUCAUGUCCAAGCAGCUCAACCUUCUCCUACUGAGGACGACAAGCAGAUGAAACGCAAGAGCGGAUUCUUUAGCGGCGCGCCAUUCCGACGAAAGAGUAAAAACGAGAAACAACAACAGCAACUACAGCAGCAGCAGCAAUUACAGCAACAGCAGCAAUUACAGCAACAGCAGCAACAGCAGCUACAGCAACAGCAACAGCAACAGCAGCAACAGGAGCAGCAACAGCAGCAGCAACUAGCACUUCGGGAGCAGCGCCGCGUGGAAGCUCGACGUCAACGAGACCAGCCACCUGCCAAUCCAUCACUAACAAAUCGAAACACGUGGUCACCAGCUACUACUGCACAGAGAAACAUGACUGCGGCAAACCCCCCAGCAUCUCAGGCAGGAUCAACCUCAAGCAAGCAGAGGCAAUCGCAGUUCUUGCCGAACAAUGAUCGCUACGCGGCAAGCCCAGAACCCAUAGAUGCCAAUGCCAGUCUGGCACUAAACGUCGGAGGCAACGUUUUCGAAGUUAGCAACCCACAGGAAGAGCGUGGCGGGCCGUCGCCUCAGAAGCAACAGCAGGAAGAGGAGGACUUGUCUAUGGACCCCAUUGCGCAAGCUUUGGCUGAGCUCAAGGGAGUUACCAAGAACUCGACAGGUCGGAACUCCGCGGGCAGGAAUUCAGCUGACCGAUACUUUGGUCUGGCCACUCCGGCACCUUCCGUUACUCCAGCUCCAAACUCAGCCGUCGCUGCUGCUCAACGUGGAACUCCUCCGCCGACUUACAUCCCUAAGAGUGCGCUGGACGUUCCACCGCCGGCUUUUGACUCCGCGCAGAUGCAGCAGACUACCCAGAGAUACGUGAACCAACGCCACAAUCUUCUCGAGGGUCCUCCUCAAAUGCCUGCAGUGGCAAGUGAGAUGCAGGGACGGCCACGUUCCCGGACAAUUGAUUAUCAGCGGCCUCAAUCUGGGCACAGUACUCGUGAUUUUGCAGGAAGAGACGCAAACGCUAGCCCAGGGCCUACACGAAGCGUUAGCCCCCGACCACAGCUCUACGGCGACGAAGCCUACCGCAACAGCUCCCCGAAGCCUCAAAAUGCGUACAGCAGCCGCGGUCCUUCGCCGAACCCCUAUACUCAGUCUCGGCCGGGAACAGCGAACAGCGGCAGGCCGGGUCAGUAUGCUGCGUAUAAUUCGGGCUCGCCUGGCCCCGGACAGGAGGUGGCCUUGAGCAAGUACCGGACAGCAUCUCCUGCCAUGAGUAGCCACAGUCGCGGUGACAGUUAUGACGCACGAAGUAGGAGUCGCGCCGGUAGUACCCGCGACGGGUACGGUAGUGCAACAAACCGUCAAAGCUACUACGGGGACCAAGGUACCGGACAGUAUCAGGGAGGCAGUUCGCAGGUUGGGAGACCGAGAAGCAAGAGCACAGUAGACGCCAAUAAAUCUCGAGACGGCAGGCCGAUCAUCAGCUAUGCUCGAGCAAUAUAUCAGUACAACGCCGCCAUUCCCGAGGAAAUGAGUUUUGCGAAGGGCGAUAUCCUGGCAGUGUUGGCCCACCAAGAAGACGGCUGGUGGGAGGCUGAGCUUGUUGGCAUCCAAGGAAGGCCUGGGUUGGUUCCAAGCAACUAUCUACAGCUGUGCUAGGAGACUUGCGAUAUACGGUUUUUUUGUUUGAGAUUUUACCGCCUUUUUGUGUUUUUUGGGUAGCAUAUGAGGAUUGGGCUCUGGGAAUGAGUGGGGGUUGGGUCGGGGUUGGAGGUUGGAUGAGGAAUUAGUUACGUGGUUACAUGAUACCAAAUGAUGGCGCAAAGGGUGGGUUGAUAUAUACCCAGUCGGUCCUGUUUUAUUCCUUUUGUUGAGUGGGGUUCCUUUCUUACCGGAU
Tricharina praecox is the source of this 3348-nucleotide messenger RNA. RefSeq lists its product as uncharacterized. Gene Ontology annotation, molecular function: protein binding; phospholipid binding. Bases 81 to 3110 code for a protein of 1009 amino acids. Gene Ontology annotation, biological process: cytoskeleton organization. The transcript has 6 exons. NCBI's taxonomy places the organism in Eukaryota, Fungi, Ascomycota, Pezizomycetes, Pezizales, Pyronemataceae. Gene Ontology annotation, cellular component: cytoplasmic side of plasma membrane; plasma membrane; cytoplasm. The record is from RefSeq and is a predicted model, not a curated record.